Molecule: messenger RNA, 3228 nt
Organism: Planococcus citri (citrus mealybug)
Lineage: Eukaryota; Metazoa; Arthropoda; Insecta; Hemiptera; Pseudococcidae
Exons: 11
Coding region: 289-2091 (600 amino acids)
Molecular function (GO): oxidoreductase activity; copper ion binding
Source: RefSeq, a predicted model, not a curated record
UACGAUCAGUGAUUUUCAUUUCGCCGAUUUUUACUUUACUCGUCACUCGUUAGCGCAUCUUCAUGACCUAGACCAGUUUAACUUUACCUUGCGAGUACUUGUUUUCAUUACUUGUUUUCGCUUUUAUAUGAUCAUGUUUCAGUAAUGGUUAAACAAUGAGUAAAGCCAGUUUUCGUGAAUUUUAUUCGAAAAUUAUAUCAUGCUUGAAUCUACCGAGAAUGUGUGUCGAGUACAGUUUUUAAUACGAUUGCGUUUUUCCAAUUUAUAAGCUUAAAUUUAUUUUUUAUUAUGCAAUCGCCGAAUUUCAUUUUACAAACUAUCGCAAGACUUUGUUCAUUUUGUUUUUUGAUUUGUAUGGUAAUUACUGUGAUAAAAUUUACGCAUUUUCCUGAUUUAGAUGCUCCAGAAAUAUCAUGUGAUAGGCCAUGUCAUGAAUUGGAAUGGCCGAGAAUUUGUAGAUUAAAAUUUAUUUUAGAAUCUCAUUCAAUCCCCUACAGAAAUUGUAGCUCACUCGCUGGUCAAUGUUCCUUCGAAGAAUUACAGUACAAAGCAGGAAAUAAAUUAUUAACAGUAAAUAGGCAAAUACCAGGCCCAAAAAUUCACGUUUGUGUUCACGAUAUAUUACUGGUAGACGUUGUCAAUCGACUACCAGAUACCAGUGUUUCAAUCCAUUGGAGAGGUCAAGUUCAUCGUAAUGAACCUAUGAUGGAUGGUGUGCCAAUGAUUAGUCAAUGUCCUAUACCAACAUACACAACGUUUCAGUACAGAUUUCGAGCCUCAGACCCGGGAACACAUUUUUGGCAUUUGCAUAAUAAAGAUACCGGAUCAGCUGCUUUGAACAACAUUUAUGGUUUAAUGGUAGUACGAGAAGCAAAAAAAGUUGAGCCGCAUAGUGCAGUCGUAGACUAUGAUCAAUCUGAUCACACAAUAAUUGUAAGAAGCGUGGAAAAUCAUUCUCAAUCUUCGAUAUUAAUCAAUGGACGAUACGCAAAGGCUAAAGUCGACAGCCCAGUUUCAUUUCAAGUACUGCAAAAUAAGAGGUAUCGUUUUCGAUUGGCUUAUGGUGGAGGAGACAUCAAAUGUCCUAUUUCUUGCACGAUCGAGGAUCAUAAGUUAUUAAUUAUUGCUUUGGACGGAAAUGCCAUUCAACCAGUUUCUACGUCAAAAAUUACGUUAGUCCCAGGAGAGCGGACAGAUUUUGUUUUACGGGCAAACCAGGCCAUUAAAACGUACAGCAUUCAAUUCAAUUUCAUCGAUGGUUGUCAUAUGAACAGUUCUUCGUACGCCUUAUUAAAUUACACCAAUAAUAAAGCAGAAAAAACACAGAAAAUCGAAAACGAUAAUAAAUUUCCAUACAAACCAGUUUUCUCAACGAUUUUCAACGAUCAAUGCGACAAAAAUUCCUUCUGCUUGGAAAAUAUUAAAGCCCACGAUAAAGUUUCCAACGACGUGAGCCGAAUCGAUACAGCUUUUUACUUAUUUUAUAAUUAUCGAAAUUUUCAAAUCGAUGGUGUGCAAGGUUCUUUCAAAGUAGCCAACGUUAAUAAUAUUACUUUUACAUAUCCACCGUCGCCUUUAAUAAGUCAAAUUGCCGAUGUUCCUAAAGAAAUUCUCUGUAAUGGAGAAAAACUUCCCAGCGACUGUGAUAAAGAAAAUGGUAAUACUUGCCAGUGCACUCACGUAAUCGAUAUCAACGUAGGAUCAGUAGUGGAAUUAAUUCUCGUACACCAAGAAAAAAACGCCAAACAUGGUCACAUAUUUCAUCUGCAUGGUCACAAAUUCUACAUCCUUGGUCGUCGAAAACUCGAUUCUUCGAUAACUGUCGAUGAAAUCAAAGAUCUCGAUGCUGCGGGGAAACUGAUCGAUAGAAAUGUAGAAAAUCCUCCAAAAAAGGACACUUUAAUAAUACCACCUGCAGGAAUGGCUGUAAUACGAUUCGUCGCUGAUAAUCCAGGAUACUGGUUACUUGAAGAGGAAAGUGGAUCGCACGGUAUGGAAGUAGUAUUUAAUGUGAUAGGAUCUCAACAUAAUGUACCGGAAUCAUUUCCACGUUGCGGAAAUUGGAUAGGCCCUAAAUAUUUUUUCGCCUAAUGCAGUGAUCCGUGUUUACCAUUAUUUAUACCUAGGUACUCGUAAAGUUUCAAUUGUGAUAAAAAAAAUUAAUUUUUCGUCUCUAAAAAAUUACAUGUAGACUCUCUAUCAAAUUGUACGUCGCACACACCAUACCAGUGUCGAGACUUGAGAGCUUUUAGUUGUUAAAGACGUAUUACUGUAGGUACAUAUUAUUUAUUUUUAGCAUAUUUUUUUUCUUCGUUUUAUGAAUUUGAGCACAAAAUGUUCCUUUUUCGUAUUAAUAGGCUAUGUAUGUGCGGAGAUUGAAAUACCUAUACCUACGUACUUAUGUACCUACAUUUAUUUAUGAUGAUACUUUGGUGGAUAAUUCAUUUUUCGAAAGCAUUGUUUUUACUCGAGUUCGACCACAUAAAUGAACUGAUAUUUCAAAAUCGGCAGAAUGGUCCCGAGUGGACGGAGUAUGCGAUUGGGUAAAGGCCGACUGUUGAUGAUUUGCAAGUACAGAAGGUGUAAACGAUUUAUACGGAGUGUUCAAGAAUAUUGAUCAUGAAAAUAUAAAAAAAUGGUAUGUGGUAGUUUCCUUUCAAUGAAACAAAAAAUUAAAUUUCACUAAGUACUUUUGAAAAACUCUUUAUUUCAACGCAUAGAAAAUGGUUCCCAACAUAUAAUUUUUGAAAAUGAUUAUUUUUAAUGAAGUUAUUGAUUCAUCAAUUUUGUACAGUUUUAUGUGUAUCUAUACAUAGUAUGUAAUUCAUUUUUUUUCGAAUUUGGAAUUUUUUCUCUUUUCUUGAUUAUAGGUAGGGAUGUUUAUCUUCUCACGUCCAAUAUUCUUGGACCCUGUGUACGCUUGGAAAAUAAAAUCGUUUGUAAUUGGUCGAUAGUGCGGUCGAAAAAUAUAAUGAUUUGCACACUUCUCAUUGUUUCAAGUUUGAAAUUUUUGAAGUGGUCUUUAUGAAUUCGGUCGUUUGUUUGGAUUCGAAAUCAUCUCCAUUGUUUGGGGUGCCAGUGACGACAUAUAAUUGAACCAUAAGUUUAUGUAUUUCAUACGCGUAUUAUUAUCAUCCAUUCAGAAAUUAUACCAAUCUGAUUGUUAUUUCUCUCAAUUUUUCGUUCUGUUAUUUUUUUUGAUUUAGUACAUUUUUGUUUGUUACCCAA